This is a messenger RNA of Austrofundulus limnaeus, 4450 nucleotides long. It is a transcript of the gene csrnp2, whose product is annotated as cysteine-serine-rich nuclear protein 2. Lineage: Eukaryota; Metazoa; Chordata; Actinopteri; Cyprinodontiformes; Rivulidae. Bases 709 to 2382 code for a protein of 557 amino acids. Gene Ontology annotation, molecular function: sequence-specific DNA binding; DNA-binding transcription factor activity, RNA polymerase II-specific. The transcript has 5 exons. The record is from RefSeq and is a predicted model, not a curated record. Gene Ontology annotation, biological process: regulation of transcription by RNA polymerase II. Gene Ontology annotation, cellular component: nucleus.
GGCCGGGGCGGACCGCGGAGAAAAAGCGUCUUCUCGUUAGAAAUUAGGUAACAAAUUUACACCAAACGACACAAACCAACCCGCGGCUUUUUUCUAUUUUUUAAUCCUUUUUUUGUAGCGAGAAGACAGCGAAGCGAGCCCAGCCGACCGAAUCCGCCCCGGUGAGCGAGAGAGAGACAGGAAAAAAAAAAAAAACAAGACAAACGAACAAAUGUCAGCGGAUUCCUCCAUUGCAAUCCUUUCAAGCCUCACAUUUUAGGAAGAUAACACAUUCGGCUGCGAACAUUUAUUUCCGCUGCACCGAAAAAUGUUGGGAAAUAAACCACAGCCAGCCAUAUGACGCCCCUCUUUCUUUCCGUCGUCUGCCCUUUAAAUAGAGAGGUAUGCGACGUUUAGAUGAAAGCCACCGGUCUGUCAGGCAGCUCUGAGUUUUUCCUUAUAUAUUCCGCUGUGCAGAACAAUAAGCUCGUAACCUAAGUAGCCUCAUAAAGCACAGAGAGAACCGCAGCAGAUGAACAGACAAUCAUAAAGAAACUAGCCGGGUCACCCAUUUCCUCCACGGCUGGAAAUACGUCGGUUCUGAUAGACAAAAAAACGCGUCUCACAGGGGCUGAAAAGGUUGAUGUGCAGCUUGUGUUGGAAAGAGAAACGACCCCCGCAUCGGUUGGAUUAAAGAGUGCCUGUUUCUGCCUCAGACAUUAGGUUUCCAUGGAGGCAGGUUCGUCUCUAAGCCUCAAACGAAGAUAUGAAGAGGUGGACGGCGGCUCUCUGUUCUCGACACCUAAAGACUCUGACGAUGACAUCUCCAGCAGCGACAGCGCUGACAGCUGCGACAGCCUCAACCCUUCGUCCGGCACCACUUUCACACCCACCUCCAUCCUCAGACAGCACAAGCCGGCGCCGGGGGGGAAGCGGGUGCGUUUCGACGUGGUGACGGUGUACUACUUCCCCCGGAAGCAGGGCUUCACCAGCGUGCCCAGUCAGGGGGGCAGCUCCCUGGGCAUGGCCUGCCACCACUCCUCCAUCAGACACUACACGCUGGGCGAGUUCGCCCGCGAGCAGGAGAGCAGCCACCGGCACACGUUACACGAACACCUGCGCCAGGAGAAGCUCAACGCCCGCAGGAUGAAGCUAACAAGGAACGGCACAGUGGACUGCGCUCAGGCAGACCUACUCACUUUGGACGAUGUAUCAGACGAGGACCUGGACGUGGAUGCCGUGGAGGUGGAUGACUGUUUCUUCCUGCAGCCGCUGCCCACGAAGCGGCGCCGGGCCUUGCUGCGAGCCUCUGGCAUCACUCGGAUAGACGCACGUGAGAAAACCGAGCUCAGAGCCAUCCGCCUCUCCCGGGAGGAAUGUGGCUGCGACUGUCGUUUGUACUGCGACCCUCGCCACUGUGGCUGCAGCCAGGCUGGAAUUAAGUGCCAGGUGGAUCGAAUGUCCUUCCCRUGUGGCUGCUCCAGGGAUGGCUGCAGCAACGUCGCAGGCCGCAUUGAGUUCAACCCUUUACGCGUCAGAACCCAUUACCUGCACACCAUAAUGAAGCUGGACGUGGAGAAGAGGAGGAUGCAGAUCCACGGGCCGGGGGACCACUUUGCUGAGUCUGACCCGUCAUCCCCUUCCUCCACUUGCCCCACUUCCCCAACCCUUUCCUCAGGCAUCGGCCUGGACUCUGAGCUGGAGGAGAGCGAGGUGCAGUCGGUUGAAGAGGUCCAGGACCUCAUGGCAGAGCAGGACAUUCUGGAGCGAGAGAACGAGGCAGCUGUGCUGCACCUGCAGAGUGCGGAGGAGCAGGAGAGGAGGGAGAGGGAGGAGGCAGAGGGGGAAGCAGUGCAGCAGGAGCUGAAUGCUAGUGGGAUCACAGAGCCGCCUCUCUGCCUUCUCCCCACUGCUUUGGGAGGGGGCCUACCUGAGCAGGAAGAGGUGCCAGAUGUGAAUCAGAUCCUCCUGCAGGGCCCAUUCCCUACAGGAACCACAGUGCUGUGCAUCUCUGACAACCAGGAGGAGAGCCCCUCGGAGCUCCUCAAAGACUCCACGUCUCUGCUUUACUAUCAGCUCAGCCCUAUAGAACCUGGAGCCUUUGAGACGCUGCAGAGGGCAGAGGCACACGAACAAGACAAGCCCCCACAGAGCGCAGCAGGAACUGGGUUUGGAGAGAAGAAACCAGAAGCAGAGCAGCAGCUGAAGGAUGACAGGCGGGCAAACGGCGCCGGCAGACAGAAUGUGGGCGAAUGUUUGACCGGCGCCAUUGUGCACGCAGAGGAGUGUGCAGCUGUGGUGGAGGAGAGACCCCCCAGUCCUCAGCCAAACCUUCCCACAGAGCAAAGCCAAGAGACGUCCUGCUCCGAGAAACAAGUAGAUCCACGGCCUCCUGAGGUUUAGCGUCAGCUUCUCUGCAGAUGUUUUGCACAAUAGCUUCAUCUAAGAUGAAUAAAUGUCAAAUUCCAUGUUUAUUACAAGAGUGACUGCAGGUUGUAAUCUCCUACAGCGAGUCUCACUGUGUGAAUGAGUAUUAUAAUACACAGAAAGCUCAUGCACCCCCCCCCCCCCCCCACAGAAAGAAAAUGAAUGCUUUUAUUAAAAGGAAACACGGUGGGUAAUUCAGCUGAGGUGAUGAAUGCGGCCUUAAUGGGGAAAACAUAAUAACACUUUUAUGUAGGAGUCGAUUAGGAUUAACUUUAUUUCCACCACAAUAAAGAGAAACACAGCGAGUGAGUGCUGACCUAAGCCUUUUGUUUUGUUGAAGUAUAAGGCYAUCAGCACUGAACUGCCUGAGGCAGCGGCGGAUUCAAACAGCUUGUGUUGCAGUCACAACCAAAUGAAGGCCUCUGCUAGCAUCCCCUGCUAAAUACUGACUGAAUAAUCCUGGAAAUACUUGUUUUUAAUGUACUGUAUAUGCAUUUGCAUUGUGCAAGAGAGCUGCUUUUUUUUUUGACCUGUGUGCACAUUGUGAGGUUCAGGCAGUGAGUGUUGUGGCUCUGCUGCAGUGAGACAUGAAGGUAAAACCCAUCACAGCAGCAGGUUAGCACUAGCCUUAGCUGUUACACUAACUCACCACGGACUGCUCGCACACUUUAUCUAACACAGGAAGGCUCCUAGUUACAGUGCUGAUGACAAUAUUUCUUAUAUCAGUGUGUCUUUUGUGGGUUAGAUGUUUGUUUUAAAGUUAGGAUGCUUGCAGUCUGUUUUCUUAAUAAAAAAAGUUUCUUUCAUUCUGCUACUUCAGAGAGCAGGAAGUGGUGUCACGUCAGGACGAACUGCCAGAAUAGAGCUUCCUCAUUGUUUUUUAAAAAUAAAUUGUGUAAAGAAGAGCUGAUUCAGAAUCAAGCCAAAUUAUGACGAAUAACAAAAUAUUGAGCGCAUCAAAAAGAAAAACCUACUAAACAACGCGCUGUUAGCUAUUAAUAGAUGCGAUUUUCAACAACCUGGUUUUGUGUGUGUGUUGAUUGUGUUUGUGUAUACACUUGUGUCUAUGUCAGAAAGAAAGUUCUGUUUGAGUCAGUGUGCAUGCAUGUGUGUGUGUGUGCCGUGUGUUAGACUGUAUUAGCAAAGAUACACACUUUACACCUGAGAGGUGCUCCUGUCACAAAUGUUACAGUUAAAAAAAGUUUAUUUAUCAGAAACCAGGAAUAGUUACCUGAAAAUGUUUCUCGCUAAUCUAAAUAAUAAAAAUUGUGUGUGUGUGUGUGUGUGUGUGUGYGCGCCUCUCCACACAUCAGUGAUAGAAUGAGCCGUUUUGUGAUGGAGUCUGUCAUACAUUUUCUGGUCUUUAAAUGUGUCUUUUCUAAGCCGUGUUCGAUGAAUACUGAUGUGUGUAAGCGAGCCGACAAUUCUUACACAAAAUCAAUCCUUUGUUCAGUCGCCUGAAAUUCCUGCCGCUGCUUUUAGUAACGGCUCGCCUGACACAGGAUGUGCUGCUGUGUAGAAGUUGUCAGAUGUAUUUGUUUAACCUUUUUAUUUCUGUUUAAAAUUGUCUGAGUAUAAUCCAGUUUAAGAGCUACAACAAAGCAGUGGUUUCAAACCUAAUUAUAAACGAUGCUGUCAUCCAUCAGAGUGUAACAAAGCCGCCUCCUGUACUUAUUGUGAGGCUGCAGAUUUAUUGUGGCUCCUUGUGUUUGUGUGACUUGCCUUGUGAUAUAACACCAUCUCUGGAGUGACRGUGAUUACAGGCUGCGUGUUGUUCAGCUUUAUGUCCUUGGCUUUUCUACUAAUAGAUUUUAGGUUUGGGACCACUGCUCCAAAAUGAACUCUAGUACUUUUUUUGUGAUGGUGUGUGUGUGUGUUUGUGUUUUUUUUUUCUGUGCGAAAGGAUUGUGUGAUUGUCGAGAGGACUGAAACGUUUCAUCUGAAAAAGCUGUGAGAACUGCUCUCAUGCUAACUGUUGCCUAAAAUGGACAAAAAAGGGUUUUAUACAAAAAUAAAAACAAUAAAAAUACUCAUUGCAAAUACA